UCUGUCAAUACUGUCAAUAGGGCCGAGCAAGUGUCGUGCGACAGCCAAAAUGGCUCAAAUAAUGAAUGUUUUGUUGCGAAAAUCAGCAAAUUUAGGGCCAGCCAAGGCUCUAUUGAAUGCCGCGCCGGCCCUUCUCAAUGCAAAUCAAAACCGAGCAGCGCACAGAUGGUUCCCAGACGCUGAGUAUGUGAAGCAGUUCGAAGGAGCUGUCAUGUACCCUGAUGAGGUCACCUCAUUACUGAAGCACCCGCCCUACUCAGGUAUCGUGGCGCCGGCUGAGAAGCAGGUCCGGAACAUGGUGCUGAACUUCGGGCCGCAGCACCCCGCCGCCCACGGCGUACUACGACUUGUGCUUGAACUCGAUGGAGAGACCGUCCGCGCCGCAGACCCCCACAUAGGGCUGCUGCACCGCGGUACUGAGAAGCUCAUCGAGUACAAGACAUACACGCAGGCGUUACCCUACUUCGAUCGUCUCGACUACGUAUCCAUGAUGUGCAACGAGCAAUGCUACUCUUUGGCCGUUGAAAAACUUCUAAACAUCGAUAUACCUAUCCGUGCCAAGUAUAUUCGCACGCUCUUCGCCGAGAUCACUCGCAUCCUGAACCACAUAAUGGCGGUGGGCACGCACGCGCUGGACGUGGGCGCACUAACCCCCUUUUUCUGGCUGUUCGAGGAGAGAGAGAAGAUGAUGGAGUUCUACGAGAGAGCGAGCGGGGCGAGAAUGCACGCGGCUUAUAUUAGACCAGGGGGAGUUUAUUUGGACAUGCCCCUUGGCCUUAUGGACGAUAUUUACGAAUUCGCGAGCAAGUUCGCCGAGCGUCUCGACGAGGUUGAAGACGUGCUCACCACCAACAGGAUCUGGGUGCAGCGUACUAAGGACAUAGGCAUCGUGAGCGCUCAGGACGCGCUCAACUAUGGAUUCAGUGGUGUAAUGCUCCGUGGUUCCGGUAUCAAAUGGGAUCUGCGCAAGUCUCAGCCUUACGACGCGUACCACCUUGUCGACUUCGAUGUACCACUUGGAACCAACGGCGAUUGUUAUGAUCGUUACCUGUGUCGCGUGGAAGAGAUGCGUCAGUCUCUCCGCAUUAUUGACCAAUGCUUGAACCAAAUGCCGCCCGGCGAGAUCAAAACCGAUGACGCCAAACUUACACCGCCUUCUAGAGAAGAGAUGAAGACCUCAAUGGAAGCCCUGAUCCACCACUUCAAGCUGUUCACGCAGGGCUACCAGGUGCCCCCCGGAGCCACCUACACCGCCAUCGAGGCCCCCAAGGGAGAGUUCGGAGUCUACCUCGUGUCCGACGGGGGAUCCAAGCCUUACAGAUGCAAGAUCAAGGCGCCCGGGUUCGCGCACCUGGCCGCGCUGGAGAAGGUCGGCCGCAACUCCAUGCUGGCCGACAUCGUGGCCAUCAUCGGCACGCUCGACGUCGUCUUCGGCGAGAUCGACCGGUAGAGGGUGUGGGGGGGGGGCGACCGUACAGGGGUAGAGGGUGUAUUCCCAUUCGUCCUUGCCCCGUGUGAAGGAGGAGGGCAGGAACGAUUCAAUGAACGAACGGAACGGGAAUGAAUCCUUCCCAUUUGUGACCGUCCCCUUCACGUGGCCGGGAACAAAUGGGAAUACACCCGGGAUAAGUGCUAACGAUGACAAGUUUGAAACGCGUUCAUUGGCAACUUUUGUCGAAGAAAGUGCGGAAUUGGCAGCUUUGGGCGUCCGUUAAUUGCGUGAGGUGUUCACCAAUUAUCACGGGUAGAGAGGAAUAUAUGUAUAUAACGUAUUUUUUUCUGGUAGAUAAUUGUGCAAAAAUGCGAGAAAAUUACAAAAAAUAUGUUUCAAAAAACUAAUAACCCUCAAAAUACUACUCUUAACAAAAAUAUCAAUGCAAAUUGUGAUUUUUUUUUAUAAAUCUAACGCUUUUAUACUAAAAAAUACAACUUUUUAAAAAUCUCACGUAAGAUUAAAGGUGGGGGAGGGGGUCGAGGCGAAUCUCACAAGAGGGGAAGGGUGGGUCGAAAAAUUCUCAAAUUACAGGUCUGAAACCUCCCCCGGAGGGGGUCGAGGCGAAUCUCACAAGAGGGGGUCAAAAAGUCCGACACCUUACGCAAUUAAUGUACGCCCGCUUUAGAAACGAAACAUGCUAGUUUAGCAACUUUUGAAGCAAAAGAUGCUACCUGGCAACUUUGCUGCGCUUGGCAUCUUCUGAAAUUUCGAGUUGGCAAAAUGAACAACUGGAUAUUUAGUGUCUUUACUAUUUUAAUGUGAAAUAUUUGAAAAAACAUCCAUACAAAAAUAAUCCCUUUUCAAGACUAAUACGAUUAGAUCUUACGUUAUAAAUGGCUCGUUCAAGAGUUAUUUUAAUAUUAUAUUCACAUUCUUCACUAAUAAAGGUAAAACACUAAAUAUGGCAGUCAUAAUACGUAAGAACUAGGAAAAAUAAGUUGUAACUACCCUCAAUAUAAAAUAAAAAUCAGUGAAAAUGUAAUAUAUAUAUCAUCAAUAAAAUCAAAAAUGUA
Molecule: messenger RNA, 2508 nt
Organism: Cydia strobilella
Lineage: Eukaryota; Metazoa; Arthropoda; Insecta; Lepidoptera; Tortricidae
Product: NADH-ubiquinone oxidoreductase 49 kDa subunit-like
Exons: 10
Coding region: 50-1450 (466 amino acids)
Biological process (GO): mitochondrial electron transport, NADH to ubiquinone
Molecular function (GO): oxidoreductase activity, acting on NAD(P)H; quinone binding; NAD binding
Source: RefSeq, a predicted model, not a curated record